This is a messenger RNA of Ectocarpus sp. CCAP 1310/34, 858 nucleotides long. Lineage: Eukaryota; Phaeophyceae; Ectocarpales; Ectocarpaceae. The record is from the annotation of a GenBank genome assembly.
AUGCUUGCGGCCAUUCUCCAAUUCCACGACGGCAUGAGAGCAUGCGUACGGAUGGACGACGGGAGGUGCUCCGACUGGUUUGAUGUGGGGCAGGGACUCCGACAGGGGUGCAAUCUGGCACCCCUGCUGUUCAACCUUUUCAUUGCUGCGAUGCUCAUGGCGGCCUUUGCCGAGAUCAGCAAGGACGCGGAGGUGAUGGCGGACAUGGCCAAGGUCAAGAGGAAGGUGACGAAGGGGAAGGGGAGGAACGCCCGACUGGUGGAGGCAGUGAAGUCCAUCUGGAAACCCAAGACGGAGACCAUGUGUAUGCUCGCGAAAGGGAUGGAGGCGUGCUCGUUCACGAUCGACGCUGUCGGGAUGGUCUUCAAGCAGAAGAAAGACUUUGUUUAUCUCGGGGGUAAGAUUUGUCAGGACGGUAGCAUUGAGGGCGAGAUUAACCACCGAGUGCAGCGAGCGCACGCCUGCUUCCGGCGCAACAGCCAGGCAAUGUACGACCGCCCGGGGGGCCCUCUUCGACUAAAAGUACGACUCCUCCAAGCUGAAGUCGUGGAGACCCUACUCUACGGGUGUGUCACAUGGAAUCUGAAGCCAGCGGAGUACCGCAAGCUUCGGUCAGCCCACCACUUCUUCCUCCUUCGCUGCAUCGGAUGGAAAAAGAGGGAGAGAAAAGACCGACCCCUCUCCUACGCCAAAGCCCUGAUCACCGCGGGUUGCGACGAGAGCGUUGAGGCCACCGUGCGCAAGCGGCGACUGUGCUUCGCAGGAUUCGUUGCGCGCAUGAGAGACGAGAGACUCCCGAAAAUUGCUCUUUUGGGAGAAUUGCAGGGGGGAGCGAGGUAUAACAACAUAUUCGCCUGA